Molecule: messenger RNA, 11662 nt
Organism: Procambarus clarkii (red swamp crayfish)
Lineage: Eukaryota; Metazoa; Arthropoda; Malacostraca; Decapoda; Cambaridae
Product: zinc finger protein 687a
Biological process (GO): regulation of DNA-templated transcription
Molecular function (GO): RNA polymerase II cis-regulatory region sequence-specific DNA binding; DNA-binding transcription factor activity, RNA polymerase II-specific
Source: RefSeq, a predicted model, not a curated record
CGGAGUGGUGGAGAUAAGACGAGAGGGAAGACGGAGAGGAGGUAAGAGUAGAUAAUGUGAUAAGACGUGAGGUGAGGAGCCGGGCCGACAGCUUGGAGAAGAGGGACGCUGGGGUGAGCGCCGCUGCCACACGCCAAUAUUUUUCACACAGCUUCUCUCCGCGGGCCUGCUAGCGUAAUUAUACACUGUCAUUCACCGCUCAUGUCUCGCUUGAGAGCGCUGGGUAGAGUGAAAAGAUGAUGUCUCAUGAGGAGCAUCAUGCGCCAGGAGAAGAGGAAGAUGGAGAAGAUGAGGAGGGUGAUAUUGAGGCAAGGACAGCAGUGGAGGCUCUCCUUGCACUCACUUCCCCGACUGAUUAUACGCACCACACAGUUUAUGAGGAUGACUUCAUCAUGGAACCUGUGCCAGACGAUUACUCUGAAAAAAUUGUAUCUAGGAAAGAGGUGGUCGGAGUGUAUAAUGUGGACUCGGUGCCCGCAGAGAUGAGUCUGGAUGAUAACUGUGUACGAGUGAUAAGGGAGCCUGUAUCUAUGCACAUUGAGAAUACUAGUGUAAGGGACACAAGAGAAAUGCAAGUGACUGUUUGUACAUCUGAGCCAAGUUUACCACAGCAAGAGUUUAAUGUGUCAGAAACAAAAGAAAUAGCCUCAUCUGCAUUAGUCCCGGCCACCAAUAUUCAUAAUACAGAUGAUGGACUGAAGCAGCUAAAAGAAUUUGUUAAAGUGACUGAAGGAACAAAGAAAGAAGUUAUUACAACACUCUCCGAAAAUAAUGAUCAUAAUAUGUACGCUAGAGGGUGCAGUAGUGUUGAAAAAUUUCAUACUUAUUCACAACCUAUUCGUAGAGAAGAAAAAUUACCCGAAACAUUCAAAGAAAAAUCUGAGACAGCAGUCGCAUUGCCAGUUACAAAGGCGUGUGAAAUUGCCAAUGUAAAACAAUGCGAUACUACUUUAUCUCCCCGUGUACCUAAGAAGGAAACUUUGUUGGAAGCAAAUGCCAAUGUUCGUUCAAAAAUGGUUUGUAGUGGAAGCAGAAAUAAACGAGGGGUACAAAAACUAUUAACGGCUGGGGAUAUUGUCCAGAACUUUAUAAAGCAUCAGGAAAGAUUGACAAACUCCAGUCAGACUUUAGAGCAAACUAAAGGUGCUAUUAAUACAGGAAAAGAAAAGUUGAAGGGAAAUGCAGAGGAAAGUGUUGAAAUUAAUAGGAAACAAAUGGAUAAAUUGAAGGAAUCACAAAGUGCAGGUAAUGUAAUCAAACCUAAGAAUGGUAAUAAUAUUGACAGUAAAAUUGUUCAUGCUGAAGUUAAUAGUGAUGGCUCUGAUUCUGAGAAUGAGUCUGAUUCUUCUGAUUCUGAUGGUGAUUCUGAUACUAGUAGUUCCAGUAGUGACAGUGAUUCCUCAUCCUCUGAUUCUGAUUCAGAUGGAUCUGAUUCUGAUAGUGACUCGGAGACUGAUUCCAAGAGCACUGGGGAGUUGGAAAAAAAGUCUGAAAAUGUUGAAAAACAGAUUGAAGGUGUUAGAAAAAAUGGAAAUGUUGAAAAGUUUGGAAAGCUAAUGAAUGAAAAUUUAAAGUGUGUUGGUAACUUAUUGAAUAAGAAUUUAGGUUCCAGUAAUAAAGAAAAUAUUAGUGAGUUAAAACCUUCUCAAACAGAGGAGAAGAGUAAUGGCAAAAAGCCAGAUGAUAUACCUGUUGAACUUAAGUGUAAGGAAGUAAAACCAGCACUAAACUUAAAAAAUGAAAUUCCGGUCAAAACUGAAGGCUCUGAUAAGCCUAAGCCAACAAGUGUCGUAGAGGAAAAGGCAAGCAGCGAGCCUAAAAACUAUAAAAAUAGCUUUGAUACUUACAUGGAAAGAAAGGAAUCAAGUGAUGAAAAGAAAUGCAUUAAUGCUACCAAAGUUCUUAAUGAUGUUGAGAAGAAUAUAACUACAAAGAAAACUAUUGAUAAAGAAGAAAAUAAUAUUGAAAAUAGUGAAAAUAAAAAUAUCAAACAAAGCGAUAUGGUUUCAAAAGCUGAUAAUGUAAAGAAAAGCUGCGUGCAAAUUAACAAACCAAAUGUAAGUCCCACAAAAAAUACUCAAAAGGUACAGAGAAAAACAAAUCUUUACAAGUCCAGCAUGGAGAAAAUGAGUGAGGUAGACUUGGUACAGCAGGUUGCUGUUGCAUUUGCUCAGCAACUUACCACAAUACAGGCAAAUCAGCUGAGAGGCCUUUCAGAAAAGUCACUUCAUCAAGAAGAGUAUUCAAAAGACUACAAAGAUGAUGAUAUGGAAUGUCUAAAUCAAAACAGCUUAGAUGGAGAAAUGGCAGAAGAGGACAAAAUUGAUUACGAAAUUGAUGACGCAUUUCCUAUACCCAUUCAAGCUGAAGUGGUUAUGUCUGAAGGAAGCGAGAGCGGCAUUGAGUAUGAAAGCUAUGACAGAAGUGCCAUGGAGAAUGAUGAUAUUGGCUGGUGCAAGAAGAGCCAUGAGAUACUUGACCAAUCAGAAAAGGAAAACAUUGAACUGAUGGCAUACCUCAAGAGCUUUGUAAAUGGUGGGGGUGAGGGGGAAGUAGUUGAAUACCCACCCUUUAAUAACACGGUGCCAUCGGAUGGUAGUGACCUUACUCAGUGGCAGCUGGAUGGCGUGCACUUGCCUCCAUUUACUCCCAAUGUUGCUCCACCCUCAUGGCUACGUCUCACAAUACCAGCUGAAGGUUAUCGUUGUCAUUCCUGCGGAGACACCUUCUUCAUUGAAAGUUCGGUAGUGCAGCAUCGAGAACGGCGCAGUGUGUGGAUCAGCCUGGAGUGUGGCCCAUGUGAUGCCAAGCUCACCUUUUAUAACCGCUGUGCCCUUAAAGAUCAUCUACGCAACCACAUGAUGCAAGGUGAAGAAGUUGACGAAGAGACUGUAGAGGUGCGAUCUCUUCCACUUCAGCUGACUAGACUCCUUCAACCCAUCCUGGUACCUGUUCCAAAAUCCCUAAGGGUGGGUAAUAAGAAAGUCAGAAGAAAUUUAAAAGGUCAUGGAGCUGUGAAUAAAUUACCGGUGUUGAAACCUAUUGGUAGAUCAGCAGCCAAAAUCUCCGAAGAAUAUCUUAAUGGUUCUUUGGAAGAUCAUUUUGGGGAAGAUGAUAGUGAGGAGUUUGCAGAAUAUGGAGAUGAUGACAUAAGGAGUCGAUUGAAUGUACAUGACAAGAUACCUUCUGGCAUGAAGAGGCUUUCAACUAGAAAACGAACUGUAAGGUGUUACCUGUGUGAGAGAAUGUUUCAUAGUGUGCGUGAACUGAUGGCUCAUAUGAGAACAGAUCAGCCAUAUUCAGACCAACGUGUAGAAUGCAAGAAGUGUCAGCUAGUAUUGCCAAGUGUGUGUGCAGCAAAGGCUCACAUCCUUACGCACCCACCAGCCAAUACUUCCAAUAUGUCUGUGUGUCCGGAGUGUGGUAGUAGAUGUGAUGGUCCGAGAGAAUUUGUACAUCACCUUAAUACGUGUGGACAUCAGUUUCGCCGUUCUGGCAUUGUGUGUACUGAGUGUCAGGUGUGUUUCUUCAAGUCACAAGAUGAUUUCUUGACACAUUGGAUUGCUGAGCACUGUGCAAAAUCCUAUGAGUGCGUGGUAUGCCGCAACACCUUUGAGAGCUUAGUAUUUCACAAAUGCACAUCACCAGGGCAGCAUGUCUUAGCAACAUUCCGGUGUCUUUUAACGUGCCCUCUUUGUUCUCUCGCAGUUCAGCUACAUGCACAAGAAGAACGUGAUACUAAUGCCAAGAUCAAAGCUCAUUUAGCAGAUGCUCAUCCUUCCAUAAUAACAAGAGUUCACUAUGUUUAUAAGUCUAAAUUUUGUACAAAUGCUUUUCGCUCCAAAGAUGAGUUAAGAGCACAUCAUGACCGUGAACAUCGACGAGACAACCAUUACCGCACAAAAACUUGUACGUUGCAUCAUGAGGUCUUGGGCUAUCAGCAUCAGUAUUUUAAUGGUCAAGAACCGAGGAAUGCAUUUGUAACAUUGCCUGUAGCUCUAAGUGCUGAAGAGCUGCACGAGGCACGGAUACGGGAUGUCCCUACUGUCAGUAGUGUCAUUGAUAAAACUCUCUUUCCAGACAUAACUACUCAAGAAAGUGGAAAAACUGGAAAGGUAGAAAGACACAUUAAAAAUAAAGUUGCAAAUAAAAGUUCUCCUAAGGAAGUUGACACAAAGGAGACUUCAUUGAAAGAUAGCCCAGCCAAAAAAGAUAUGGAUCAAUUGGAUAAGUUGCGACCAAAAGUUUGUUAUCGUUGUGGGUAUAAAUACGAAGACAACAAGGACUUUAGGCGGCAUAAACGAACAUGCGAAGGUGAGUCAGCUGAGCGACAUUGUGAGAUUUGUGGUAUGGUUGCUAUUGGUGAGGAUUUUGCACGUCAUUGUCUUGGUCAUAUACAGGAUGGCGCUGUGUUGUGUAUAUACUGUAAUGGUUCCCAGUUCAACAAUUCUAAUGACUUAGAACAACACUUUGAACUACAUGUGCAUGAGCAAUUUUCAUAUCCAGCUACUUGUGCUUUUUGUUGCACAUCACUGCCAGAUGUGCCUUCAGCAUUAGCACAUCUAAAUGAAGAGCAUGAUCCACUCCAUGUUCCGUUUGAUACUUCAGAAUUUGAGUGCGAUCGUUGUGGCCGUCGCUUCCACGGUGAAAGAGGUUUAAGUGUUCAUUUGGGACGUUGUACACUUGGAACAGCAACACCUACUCCGUCUGCUGGGUGUCGACAGUGCCAAGUGUGUACUAAAGCACUUACACCAGAAAUGUUUGGCCGCCAUCUGGUUUGUCAUCUGGAGGAAGGGUUGUUGGUGUGCAGCUUGUGUGAUGGACGUACUUUACCCUCUAGUAUGGCCCUUUUACACCAUUUAGAGGAACAUGCAGCUGCUCUGGCAUACCCAAACUCUUGCCCUAUGUGUUGCUUUGCAAUGCAAGAUGAGAGUUCAGCACUCAUUCAUCUCAAAGAAGAACAUGGUUUUGGAAAUUUACACUGUGCAGAGUGUGAUAUGCAUUUCAACUUCACGUAUCAACUUCAGCGUCAUACAGACAUAGUUCAUAAGAUAUGCCAGUAUGCUAAACGAAGGUACAUUUGUUGGAUAUGCAGAGCUUAUGAUCAUGUUAAGAAAGAAACGCUCAUGAACCAUUUCCGCACAGUUCAUGGGCUUGAUCGAGAACAAGUGGAUGAGAAGGUGAUGAUAAGGACACGGGGUCAGGGAACUAUGCCAACCUCACAAUUCAUACCCACUAAACCUCUCGGUAGUAAAGAGAAUCCAGGAACUUCCUCGGCAAGCAAAUCAGAUUCAGAAAAUGUGCUUUUUAAGUCUCAGAAGGAAAAACCGAAGAGCUCACCAGACAAGACUUCAACAAUUGAAUCUCCAAGUAAACAGCAUAGCAACAAAUCUUCCCAAAGCUCGUCUGUGAAAAGCUCACCUGUGAAAAGUUCACCCAACAAACCUUUCAAUUCUCCAAAUCUGAAAAAGGUGUCUACUAGGAAAUCAGAUUCAAAAUUGAAGGACAAAAAUAAAGUGUUGAUAAAGCGGUUGCCAGAUUCAAUUCUAGAUGAACAGUCUAGAUCAAAGAGAAGAAAAGUAUUAAGCAAUGAUGAAGUAAAGAUGGAUCCAGAUAUUGAAGUCAAGAAAGAAGGAAAAAAGAGAAAAAGAAAGAAAGCUUACAGGUGUAAUAUUUGUUCAUUUGGCACCAAUUACAAAGACAAGCUUGACAAUCACAUCUUAAAGCAUAAACAACUUGGGGAAGAAACCGAUUCUGAUGGAUUUGUUUGUCGUGAAUGUGGUGCUUCGUUUGUUGUGGAACCAUCUCUUGCACGCCAUAUGUUUUUUGCUCACAAAGUGAAACUUCAGGUGUCCAGUGCUGAUGAAAAUGAAGACAAUGACAAAAGUGUUAGUGAAGUCAAAAGAAAAAGAACUUUAGUGAAAGAACCAAAAGUUAUAAAAGAGGAGAAAGAAAAUGAAAUAAGUACUAAAGAGCUGAUAGUAGAGAAAGAUGUUAAAGAGGAAAAAGACUCGGCCACUAUUAAAGAUGAGAAUGAUGUUGUUACUAAAAGGAAGACGGCGAGAGUUACUACAAAGACAAAAAUUGAAAAGGAAACGAUCAAGAAGCAGUUGGACAUUAGAAAUAAAAAGAAAAUAGAGGGAAUAAUUAGAAAGAAAGAAGCAAAGGGCAUAGCAAAAAAAAAAGUGGAAAGAGUGAUCACAAAAAAAAAGCUGGAAAAGUUGACACCAAGAAAGAGAAUGGUGAAGGCAGCAAGCAGGAGGAAAGCAGAGAGGGAUCUUUUAGCUAAAAAUAUAGAGGAAGGACUGGACGAUAUAUAUGAUCAUCAGUGUGUUGUGUGCAAGGAGGAGUUUAUAAACCCGGUUGAGUUGUACAGUCACUUGCGAACUCAUGGCAUGGCUUUCCUCAAAUUGGGACGCAAAGCCAGACCUUUGGGGAUGGCAAAAUCACCGGAUUGAUGGGAUAAUGAUUGCCUUUCUGAGCUUAGGCCACCUAUUCACUCCCUUAGACAAUAUUUCAUUCCUCCACAGAACUUGCUAAUUCCAGCCUGGGUCAUAUCGAUCAUUUCUCACCUUAUUGUAGUAGGGCUCUCUUUUUUUUCUAAAUGCCCCCACUAGGUCAUACAUGAGCCUGUUCUCUCAAGUUGCCACUCUAUUAUAUAAAAUGAAAGUUAUGCCUAACCAGAAAUGUACAAACCUAAGCAUCUCGUCUGUCAAGGCCAAUUUAUAGAAAAUAUUAGUUUUAGUACUUCAAUGGUUACUAAUGUCUCAUUUUAAAUGGUUGGUUGAUUCCAUUAAAAAUGUAAUGUAGUAUGUUAAAGGAUAGGUUGCAUACAUGGAGGAAGGAAGACAGAUUUCUCAAUCCCGCCCUGAAUGAUAGACUACAUUUCUAUGGACAGAACUGGUCAUGUUAAAAAAAAAAAAAUCAUUAGUGAGCUCGCAUUCUUUUCAGGCUUUCCUUGAGCUACACCUACCAAUCAGUGAGUUUAGUGAUUUCACUCACCCCGAGACCUUGUUUUGUUUUGUGCUGUGGGCCUACUCUUUAGUGAACAUUUCAUGUUUGCAUUGUAUCUUUGGAUCAGUAAAGCUAGAGACACACAGUGUGGGCAGAGUUUUUUUCAGUGUCAGCUCAGUAUUGCAUUCAGCUGGGCCUGUCAACUCUUAGUUUGCAAUUUAUCACAUAACUGCCAUCAGGUCUUGCACUAUGGUGUUGGGCUGCAUGCAAACAUUAGCAGUUUCUUCGAUCAUGGUGUCACUUGUGUGCAUUCAUGAUUCAUUUGACUUUUAGGUCUCACUUUUUAGUGUUAUGAAUUCGUUUUGUUUUGAAAGUCAUUUUUGUUUGAUUUAAUUAUGUGGAUUCUUCUCUGGUUGGUAAUAGCUACUGGGUGCCUACUUCAGGUUUGCUCUUUGGCAGGAUUUUCUGGGACCCCAUCUAUAUUUUAAUUUGUGGGCUAUCCCAAGCAUUGCAGCCAUUAACAUGGAACUUGGGCUAAUGGGUAAUUCUAUUAUUAUAGUUUUAUAGGGUACCAUACAAUGUUCUUGACACAUCCAUCCCUGCUUUCUUUGGCACUUGUGUUCAGUACAGGUUUUGUGUUCAGUACAGGUCUAUCUUAUUUCUCGAGUGUGUCACGUCCAUCCAUCCAUUUAAUACACCAUUGGUACUUGAUUGCUGGAGCGUGUAAUGGACAUCCUGUACUCUCCACUUCUAGGCUGGUGAGCUGCGUGCUUUUCUGUAUUAUCCUAACCUUUAUCUUUAGUUGUGCCUUUGUUUCACCUUAUCUGGUUCCCUUUUCUGACAAAAAAAAAGAGAUAUCUUCAUUCUGGCAGAGUCCUAUUCUGGUGCAGGCAUGGUUUGUUUAUACGAAUCUAUUACUCAUGCCUCUUGAGGUCUGUGGCUUCUCACUGGGAGUGACUGAGUGGUCCUCAUAAAUAAGAUAUUAAAUAUAGAUGAAAUGCUUCUUUCUGAGCUGGUCACAUGCCUGUUUCUGUGGCCUCCCUUUUAUUCUGUCUUACCCUGUACCUUUUUCCUGUGGGUGUUUUGGGGUGAAAGUGAAGUGGGAUUGUUGGCAAAUUCUGUUUACAUGACCUAGUAGCAGAGCCAUGCUUGGAAGUCUCUCUGAUUUCAAGUACUGCUUGCAGAAGGUUUUAUGUGUAAAGAAAUGUACCUUUUGACUGUCAUUCAAUGCUGGACUGAGAAUUCUCUACUGUCCAUUACUUCAUACAUGACCUGGUGGGGGUGAUUGGAUAAAAUCCCUGCAAUGAUGGAAAUAAGAAGGGUGAUGUGAUCCCUGGCUGGAUAUAACAGUGUUCCUGGUGUAGCAGGAGCAUGAUUAAGGAAGUGAUGAAGUGACCAGAGCAGAAAGGAAUGUGUCACCUACUCACGACGCCUUAUUUUUAUGUUUUUACAAGUGAGGUUUAUUAUGUAAAUAUAGGUUUGAAGGAUCAGACUGUGCUCAAAGCUACAUUUAUAUGCGAUUGAUUCUAGUGAAAGUGAUAAUCUAAUUAAAUUAAAUUGGCUUUUAAUACUUUGUAGCUGUGAACUGUAGUUGUAUGGAGGUACAAAAUUCCAGUUACAUUUGCUGUACAGUAUUUGUAAUUUGCAGCCGUAUAACUAAUGUCACAUUGUUGUAAUUUUUAUUUUAAAAUCUUACAAAAUAUUAUGAAGUACUCUAUGAAGCUUUGUUUCUCUGUUGACAAUAAGACAUACCUAAGCCUGGAGUUUCCAGUGGUACUUGAAACUGUACAAUCUGUCCAAGUAAUUAUAACAUUGUACACUCUCUGUUACCGUACAUAGUUUGUUUUAAUAAAUGAAGCAUCAAUAUUAGGCUUGUCUAGAUUGCUGCCAAAGUAGGUAUAUUUCUAUUUAGCUGUAAAAGUCUAAUGGCAUAAAAAAAAGAAUUUGAAAUAUAAAUUGUAAAUUAUAGUUUAAAAUACUUACUAUUGUUUAUACAGUAAUAAAAAAUUGUCUUAUGGAAUGUUUAUCUGAGUAUAAUUUGUUGGUUAUAUUGAAAUUAUAAUUUAUAGGGCAAAAGAAUAUAGAUGCAAUAUCAUUUAGGGAAUUAAAUUUUUUUUUAUUUUGAAUAGCAAUAUUUUUGUCUACUUAUUCUCAUUUAAAUUUUACUUUAAUCACUAAGUUGAGACAUUUAGUUUUGUCUACAAAUUUUAUUUUCCAGUUAGGUACAUGUUGUCUAGUCAUGUCUGGCUGUCCUACAGUCAUAUUGGUUUGUGUUACGGUAUUCGAUGUCUGUUAUCACAUUAUUUCACAUUUUCCUUGAUAUAUUUUGCUGCUUUCCAACCAGUUUGUCCAACCACUUGGACUAGACAGUAGAGUGCCGGCAUCACUUCUUACAGGUCUGCAUUCGAUCCCUGCCCAUCCAAGUAGUUGGCACCAUUCCUUUCCUAUGUCCUAACCUAAAUCCUUAUCCUCAUAUCCCUUCCAAGUGCUAUAUAGUCAUACUGGCUUAGUGCUCUCUCCUUAUAAUUACCUUACCUUUAAAGUAGUUUGUUAUGGACUAUAAUUUGGCAAUGCACAGGCAUCUUCUGUAUUGUUUAUGAAAAUUACUGUACAAUAUUGUGAUAUUUUAGAAAGUUUUGUUUUAUAGGCUCUCCAUUUUUAUUUUGACUAAGUAUAUUGCUAUUCUCAAGUGUCAUCAUUUAUUAUACUACGGCUUCUGUCUAGCUUGAUAUUUGUUAUUGUGUAUUGCUCUUAAAAUUUAUUUUGGUAUCAGAUUUUUAUAGAAAUUACAAUUAGCCGUCUUUGACCUUGUAGUACGAGAAUAUAUCUAGACUGCUUCCAUAGGCCUUCUUGCCCUCAGAAAUUAAGAAUAUUACAAAUAGUUUAAUUUGGUUAUUUUGUUAAUUUUUUAAAUAAAUAUUAAUAAAAAGUUUUGUUUUGUAGUAAAGCCAAGAGCAGUACAGUACAAUGUACUUCUUUAUUUGCAAGAUUAACUGCUGCUGUUCUGUCUUUGGUGACUUAGAACCUUCACAUGACAAACACCUUUCACAGUACGGUAUGUAUAUAAUUGUUAGAGAUCAUUCACAGAAAUGCUUAAGAACAUGUAAAAAACUAAAUAAGGCAGCUAUAUUUUUCAUAAAGACUCAAAGACCUUAUAGUUUGACCAAAAGGCAUUCAUACAGACGUUCUUAUGCAUUUUUUUACUACAGUAGUGUAAAAGGCAAGAUUUUAUAAGUUGCUAAUAUGCAUGUUUAAAGUACAAAAUUUGACUCGUGUAAAGCAUAUACAGUACAGUACUACUAUUACAAGGAAGCUUUUAAUUUUGUUCAGCAGUUAUAAUGGAUGUUGCAGGAUAUACUUAUAGUUUAAUAACAUUAUGCAGGACCCAAGGCACAAUAACAUGGCUGAAAAUUACACACUGAGCCCACAAAUCUGAAAACAGAGAGUGGCAAUGCUUCUGUCAGUCCUGGACCAUUAUAAAGUUGAACCAUUACACAACUUUAUAGUGGUCCUGGAUGGACCAAAUGUCAUUUUCUAUAUUUUCAGAUUUGUGGGUUGGGUGUCGUAAUAAGAUUAUCUAAAUCUGAAUUAAUCUCCUCCAACCCCACAGGCAUCAUGAUCAGGUUCUCAAUAAGUAACAGACUGAAAAAUGUGUAUUUUGCUAUAUAAAGUAGUACUGUAAAAAUUCAAAUACUUAAAUUUUUGUCUUAGAAAUUAAACACAUUCAUGUGAACUUGAAGUAUAGCUUACUCAUAAACAUACCAAUUGUUACUGGCUUAACAAAACAAAAAUGCCCUUAAUUAUUUCUUGCUGAAAAUGUGUAAGUCUUUAACUAAAAGAAGUUGAAGGAAAUUUUUAGAUAUCCUCGUGUACCUACCCAGUGGGCACAAUAUUCAAGUGGCGUUGGUUUGACAUUGAAUCAACAUUUUUAAUGUUAAUUCAGCAUUGAAUCGGCUUUGAUGACAUUGAUUCGCUGUUGAAUUGGCAUUGCUCUUGAAUAUUGUGCCCACUGGGUAGUACUGUACCGUUUUGUGGUCAUAAAGUAAAUUAUUUGUCCGUGGUUCUCACAGCUAGAGGCUGUUUAGCCCGAGACAAAUUCCAGAUUUUAUUUAGCACAUUGCUGUAAUGUGAAAAAUCAAUGUAAAAAUACAACUAAAAAAAAAUAGUAGAAGCUGUACUUAAAAAAAAAAAGUAAAAUUUCAUUGGUUCUAGUGUUAAAGCUUGUGUGUCAGUUUUUGUAGUAGAAUAUCCCUCGAGGUUCCCUGACUACCUUUAUAUUUGAAACGUGCCGUUUUCCACCCAACCUGUCCUCUCGAAUAGUACUGUACAUUGCAUUUUGAAUUAUAAAUUCCCAACUUCAAAAUAAGAUGUACAUACUGUACUAUAAAUCAUUGCGGUUUGGAUAAUUGACCGACUGUCUCAUUUUUUAUUUGUGGGUUCUUGGUUAGGUUAGGUUCGGAGAAUUUAGUACGUCAUUUUUGUGAUGAUGUGACAUCUCGAGAGGACGGGCUGCUGCUCCACACUCGGUGCUCGCCAUUAUUUUAUAUAAUCUUGCGUCUCAUAUUUAUAGCCGUGAUGGUGUUUUAAAAUUUUAAUAAACAUUAAUUUGUUCAAAGACUAUGAUGAAACUACUUGAUCUUUAUCAUGGUGUUAUGUAUUUAUUGAAAAUUAUAAAACAAUAUAGAUCUUUUAUGAAAACAUCCACUAA